CGCUUUUCGUGGCAUUUUCUGUUGGCGUUUUAUUAAAACCAUAACUGUACGCCGGUAACAUUCGUGCCUCCGUGUAAACCAAGACGGACGUGUGAACGUAUGCAGGUGAUCCGUAUUGAUAUGACUCCUAAAGUAACACAGAUAAAUUAAACUCCAUUUAUUCGGGGAUCUUGUGCCGGUAUGGAAAAGUCUACAGGCUGGGAGAUAUGUAUGGAAAUUUGGGAAGCUUUUGAGGGGAAAAAAGUACAGAUACCUGGUUUGGAAAAAUAAAUAGUAGCUAGACACAUUAUUAGGAUACAAAGUCACUUGUCUCUAGACCUUUUUUGUUCCCAGACAUACUUCUACAUAUCAAAUUAUAUGUUUGUUUGUUUUUUUUGAUGCAGCUCAUUACACUCGCCAUCAAACUGGCAUAUGGUCUGAAAGAUAAUCUGGACUAAGAAGGAAACUGAAACAAGGACCCAAAAGUCUACAAGGCUAUAUGCUGCCUAUCUGCAUAAUUUGAUAUAUUUAGCAAGCAGUCCAAAUGGUAGUUACACUAUUAGCUUUAUUGCAUGUUUUCCUACAAUAUAAACUAAAACAACUUUACACGAAUGACUUGUAUGAUUCUAUUACAGUGGCAGACAAGGAAAAUCUAAAGCAUGAAUACAUCAUUUCAACUGAUUAGUAAUACUGUAAACUAUCCCGAUAAGGGCCUUGAACACCACACUGGUCUCAUAAAUCUAAUAGACUAUUCAUCAUAUCCUGGAUCAUUACUGUGAACAUCUCAUUGACUGAGGAAUCAGUUAUUUUUAUGUGCAGCUCCACUCCCCAGGGACAGUCAGUAACAAAGUGCUGUUAGACGUGAUUGGCUCUUGACUACUUGGCCCAUCUUUCCUUCAUGAGCAAACAUGAUUGUGUGCUAAAUUUGAACCCAAGGGUCCUUUGAAAGUUGGGAUCAAUUUCAGUGGCAGGCCUUCAUGAUGACUCAGUUAUAUAAAUAGGCAGCCUAUAAAAAAAAAAAGGGCGCCUGUGGGCAUUGUGCAAAGAAAAGAGUGAAAACUGAUUGGAGGAAACUCAUUUCCGUUUUAGCUCUUAUGUCAUUUCAUACAAGAGGUUGCAUGUUGGCGAAGGAAUGCAUCCAAAAUGCAAAAGUAAUAUUCUUAAUUCAUGGUUAUCUGAAUAGGCCUUCACAGCGUUCUUUAAGAAUCUGUCUUGCUGAUAAACCAGUGUAACUGGUAUAAUACGGACAUCUCUGAAAUGCGGUCUUCCUGAAAGGUCACAUGACCAGUCUUGGUGAUGCUGAAGCCUGUGCUGGUGGUGAGACAUGCAUAGUGAGACCAAAUGCUUUAAUAAUUCCUAAUAAAUGGAAAAAAUUUUGGGUACAUUUGAUAAGUGAUCUUAUGCGUCACUUUAAUUUGAAUGAAAGAUGCAAGUAAAAAGGGUUAAUGGGGUUAAUGAAUGUCAUGUGAACAUGCAGUGUGUUGCCUAUAUAUAUAUAUUGUAAUACAUAAUAUUACUUGGGAAGCAAAAGUGAUAUGGGAACAAGAAGAAGAAUAUUCGAGGAAGGAAAAUUAUCUUAAAAAGACGUUUCCUAGACUGUCCUGUAUUAUCUCAUUGUAUUUGUUUUCUCACUAAACAGUGGACAUGAUAUGCAUCCUGUACUGCAGUGGUGAAUUAGUCAUUUAAAAAAUCCUAUAAGUGCGAGCAUAAGGGAUUCCUCCUACAUAACAGCUGCAAGCUGGGAUAUUUGAGAGGUAUCUGUUUCAUCAGUGAAUAAUUCAAUAUGUAGCUUAACGCAUACUAUAGGUAAGGUACAGAGUGGGUUAAUGUGUAUGCAGGUUUCAAAUACGAAACAAGCUCAAACCUAAAAGAAAGGAACAUUACCGUAAGGAAAGAAACAACAAAAAGUGUCUAAUCUUAUGAGUGCCUAGAAUCAAGCUAGUAAUAAAUCCAGAAAUGAAAGUUUUAUUGUAUAUAUGUGUUUUCGAAUGUCUUUGAAAUGAUAAAGGAGCCAAAAUGGCGUAAGGUUGCCACGAGUUUGAUAAAAGCCGUGGAUGAGGAUUGAUGUAUAGCUCAGUGUAACCUGAGUCUGAUGGCCCGGUGUUCAGCUUUUCAACACCAAGGUCAUUCUCUUGGCCAAACGUUGAAUGAGAUGAGCGCUGCUAAAGAGCCAUUAGGUUCAUGAUCCUCAUUUAUCCAGGUGAAGGUAAGUGAACGCUAGUGCUGUCUUUUUGCAUUGGAUUGUGAAAUAAAAAAUUAAAAUUAAACAUAUAAACAGUUGAUAUUACCAGAGAUAUAUUAUUGUGUAUAAAAUUGUGGCUUUUGUUGUUGUUUUCCUCACUGCAGGCGUACAGAUGUUGUAUAGUGUUGUGUCACUAUAAGAUGCUAUGACAAUGUCAACUAGAAGCCUAGAAGAAAAUUGCAACUUUCUAGAUAAUGAAGAAAGCCCACCAGAUCUGAAACCAUGUGAAAAGGACACCUUUCAAUCCCAACAGGACUUGGAGGAUAUAUUUAGUAUUAGCUCAGGAAGUCCAUGUCCAAUCAAGGAUGCUCAAUCUAACGGUAAAAGCAAGGACACUAAACAGGCUGAAGUGCUCUCAGGCCAGCCUUUGGACAAAUCAGGAAUCCUGGCACAUCUCCAGCAUACAUCACCUUUGGAGUCGAUAAGAGAACUAGUAGAAAUGGAAGAGAGGAGUGAAAGUCGAAGUCCAGGCGAUGGAGCAGUUCGAAUUAAGGACGCGUGCAAAGACACGUGCCCUUCCACAGCUGUAAGAUAUGUGGCGUUGCCCUCAGAAGGAUGUGGUGAUGCAUUAGAAAGGACUGCUUUGAGACAUGAUUCAGAAACACGACUCGAUUCGGUGGAUGCUUCCAGCUCUGUGGAUGAUGUCCCGGUUGGAUCCUGUCCUCCAGAAGAUACCUCAUACAUUGCACUGAUUCCUGGACACCUGGAGUGGGGUUCUUCUUCUGUGUCUGAUAAUCAGAGGGAGGUAGCAGGACACCAGUUAACCCCAUCCCACACCAGUUCUGACGUCCAACUGGAUAAUCAGUCCAACAUCACCCCACUGGAAGACCCUCAAGAGGAGUCCAUUUGUCCCCAAACUGCUGCAAAUGUUAAUGCAGAGGCAGAGACGAAUGAUCUCAACCUAGAGGGAGUUGAUGGUGAUUCCUGUGAAAAGGAAGACACUGCGGCUAAUCAGACCCUAAUCGAGGUUCUUACAGCAUGUGAAGCCAGAGUGGAGCAGCUUGAGGAGCUCAAAUCAUCUUCGAUUGAGAUGUCGGCCCAGUUGCAGUCUGCUCGGCUUCUGGCUGCCAGGCUGCAUCAGAAAGUGCUUAACCUGGAACACGAAUGUCAUCUUAAAGACAAGGAGCUCCGUGACCUGACGGUCAACCUUGAGAAGACGAGUGAAGCUCUUCAAUCCAGAAACUCAGAAAUGGCUGCUAUCAAUGAGGAGCUUCACCAACUGCACCUUGACCUGGAAGCGCAGAAGAAAACGGCUGCAGCCGGAAGGACAGUCAGUGCCAACGGGCAGCUCGCUUCAAAUGCACACCAACGGAAUGGCAGCUCCAAGGUGUGCACACUAUUCUGAGAACAAAACCUGCUUAUUCUCGAGAUGCAAUAUAAUCAUGCCUGUUGUUCAUGCAGUUAUUCAAUCAGCCAAUCAGGUGGCAGCAGUCCGGUGGAUAAAAUCAUGCAAACACAGGCUUCGGUUAAUGUUCACAUCAAAUAUGUGAAAAGGAAAAAUCCUCUUCACUGACAUUGACUAUGGCAUGAGCUUGUUUGUGCUGCUUUAAGAAUUUCAGAAACUGCUGAGAUUUUCACACACAGCCGUCUCUAGAGUUUACACAGAGUUUCAGCAAACCUGUGUCUACUGCAGUCUCAGAUUCCUGCUCCUGAAGUCCACUUUCUGACUGUCCACUUAAAUUUGGUCUGCAAUAUUGUCAUGAUAUAACUACAAGAUUACUCCUGAAUUGAAGAGACACGUUUGUCCACCAUGUUUUACUUUGAUAACUAAUCUUACCUUGUAGUAAGAAAAGGUAUUUUUUAUUCAGUUUGUACAAAAUAAGCAACGUGUGUCUCUAUAAUAGCUUACAAUGUAGAAUACCUUUUGUUCAUUAAAAUGCUAGAAAGGUUGUCUAAAUAUCCUGUCUGAUUAGAUACAGGGACAGUACCAAGAUGUUUAGAUGAUUAUGGAAAACUUGCAUCAGUCUCAGUCGUUUCAAGUACAAUCUGCAGACGGCAAUACAAUACAGAUCAAUACAAUGCAAUACGAACAGUAAAAUAUGUAUUUAUUAUUAUUUACUUACAUAUAUGUUACCCAUACUACCCAUAAUUUAUGAGUUCAUGUACAAGGACUUGGAUUUGUUGUGUCAUUGCUGUUCAAAUUUCGAUA
Messenger RNA from Hemibagrus wyckioides, 4370 nucleotides. RefSeq lists its product as uncharacterized. Bases 2367 to 3566 code for a protein of 399 amino acids. The record is from RefSeq and is a predicted model, not a curated record. The transcript has 2 exons. Lineage: Eukaryota; Metazoa; Chordata; Actinopteri; Siluriformes; Bagridae.